Messenger RNA from Nasonia vitripennis (jewel wasp), 3753 nucleotides. RefSeq names its product fork head domain-containing protein crocodile (gene croc). The record is from RefSeq and is a predicted model, not a curated record. Gene Ontology annotation, molecular function: RNA polymerase II cis-regulatory region sequence-specific DNA binding; DNA-binding transcription factor activity, RNA polymerase II-specific. Lineage: Eukaryota; Metazoa; Arthropoda; Insecta; Hymenoptera; Pteromalidae. The coding region runs from base 262 to 1758 and encodes 498 amino acids. The transcript has 2 exons. Gene Ontology annotation, biological process: regulation of transcription by RNA polymerase II; anatomical structure morphogenesis; cell differentiation.
AGUUGUAGUCUCGGCUCUUGUGUGCACGGGUGUGUUGUGUUGCACUCGUCGGGGGCGUACGAAAAGCUAGUGUUAUUGUGUGUUGUCCUCGUCGCGUUUGUGCUUCAAUUAUACAGAGCGAGUAUAGCCAGCGCUGAUCGGACUUACGUACACUGCCUCGAUGAGAAUAGCCGGUAGGAAUCAGUGACCGCCGCAGUCAGUGUGUUCGUUCCCGCAGCCUCCGAGUAGUCGGAUAUCAACGAGCGAGUUCCAGCAGCCGAGAUGCAUACGUUGUUCAGCGAGCAGAACGCCUAUUACAGGCACGCGACGGCCGUGCCCAUGGGCAUGGGCACACCGUCCUACCCGAGCGUCGGCGCCGCGCCGAGCUACUACGAGGCCCAGUAUCGGUAUGGCGGCUAUGCGACGGCCGCCGGCUACCCCGUGACUGGUAUCAGCCAGCAGCACAUCCACCAUCCGGGCAAGGACAUGGUGAAGCCGCCGUACUCCUACAUCGCCCUUAUCACCAUGGCCAUUCAGAACGCGCCGGACAAGAAGAUCACCCUCAACGGCAUCUACCAGUUCAUUAUGGAGCGCUUUCCCUACUAUCGCGAGAACAAGCAGGGCUGGCAGAACUCCAUCAGGCACAACCUCAGCCUCAACGAGUGCUUCGUCAAGGUGCCCAGGGACGACAAGAAGCCUGGCAAGGGCAGCUACUGGUCCCUCGACCCGGACAGCUACAACAUGUUCGACAACGGCUCCUAUCUGCGACGACGAAGGCGCUUCAAGAAGCAGGACGCCCUCAAAGAGAAGGAGGAGGCCCUGAAGAGGCAGGGCCUGCUUCCGGCGACGGCGAAGCAGAGGCUCGACGAGACCAAGUCCUCGUUGAACAUCGCGCUCCAGUCGAGCGCCAGCGACUCUGUCGGAAAGAGCAAGCUCCUGGACCAGAGCGGACUCUGCAAGCCCAAGAGGGAGCCUCUGAACGACCCCAACUCGGCCAGCCACUGCAUGGUCGCCGCGAGCAAGUACCACAACCACCACAGCCCGAUCCAGGACAGCGGCAAGAGCAGCGCCAGCAACAACAACGUCCAAAGCGUCAUCCAGAGCUCCCUGGUGCCCAACCAUCAGAGCAACAACUCCCACCACCAACAGCAGCCGCAGCAGCACCAUCAGAACCCCUCGAUUCAGGACAUGGCGGCUCUCGACCCGACGAGCUUCAGCGUCGACGCUCUCAUGACCAGCAACCGUCCCGAAACCAGCAGCCAGAUGAUGGCCAGCCAGCCCCAGCACCACCAGCUGCAGCAGCACACGCACAGCAUCAUGACCACGAGACCGGAGCCUCAGCCCAUGAGCAACGCCAGAGACCUGGUCACGACGACGACCACGGCCACGACGGCCGCCGUCGCUGCGAUGAUGGCCUCGACCGGCUACGGGCAUGUGACCACGAGUAGCAUCGCCAGGGCCAAUCCCUCGCCGACGUCGAACAUGUAUCCGGCUUACUGUCCCUCGGGCUACAUCAUGGACCACAACGAGUACAAUUCCACGACGAGGAGCCACAACAACGUCGGGCACGCACAGUGGUACCAGGAGGCCGCCAGUCCCGACACGGCCGCAAUGUACCAGGAGACGCAGUCGCCGAGCUGUCAACUGUACAGGUCGAGUCCACCGACGCCGAUCUCCGCAGGCGCUGCGCCGUCGCCUCCUCUGUUCCACCGCUACUACCAGGACUGCAACGCAGUCAACACCAGCGGCAAUUUGCCCAUAACGCUGCACAAGUACUGAGAAUACCGAAAUUCAAGGUCCCACACUCGGGACCUUGAACAACAACAGCAGCAAAGCGCGAGUAUCGUCAACUCCGCCAACGGCUACAACCCGAACCUGGUCUACGUCAAGCAGGAGUGGAUACCCGCCAGCGACGACUUCUCCAAGGAGUGGAACUGAACGAGAGAAGAUUAUUAAGAGUGAUAAUCGUGGUGUGGACGAUCUUGUGUACAUAUAACGUUUUUCUCCACGCCGAAUUAUUCCGCCGUGGAAAAGAUCGGCAAGCGUUUCGAAACCAAGCGCGUUUUUUCUGUCGACGUCACUCUGUAAAUAAUACAUACACCUUCGGAAGAAAUCGGCGUGUAAGCUCUGCUGCCUGCGGAGGAAAUCGGAAAAAAACAAAGCCGAUAAUACUGCUUUCACGCCCUUGACCCGAGCGCCUGAUCGGCCGAUUUUCCAUCUGUGCAAAUAACCACGCAGCGAAAUUGGCACAGCCGGGCUUUGUUUGCCGAUCGUCUAUUGAGUCGUGUGUCGCGUAUACCGAGGACGAACUAAAGUCACAUACGCAUCGCGCACUGCAUUUCCUCUACACUUCUCUCUCUUUCUUCGUUUGUUGCGUUGUUAUUCGCUCGCUGUGUGUGUGUGUGUGUAGGUUGUCUCCGAUUUUGUGAUAACGAUCCGGGACUGUUAGGGGUCGCUGCUCCUCUGUUUUUCCCUCUUUCCUUCUACGCGCGCGUGUAACUUUGAGCGAGGCUCGUUUCAUUUGCGAAAUCGGCUUAUCUCUCAACGAUUUUCACCGUCGAUCGAACGCACUGAAUGAAGCUUCGCUCAACGCGUCACUGUGUACGUAUGCUAUAUACAUGAAAAGUAAGAGAGAGAGAGAGAGAGAGAGAGAGAGAGAGAGAGAGAGAGAGACGCACUCGUUGGCUGAAAUAUAUAUACGUAUAUACGUUACACAACGCGAUCGACGCACCGGACUGUGUAUUAUAGGACUGUAAUUAAUAAAUGAGAAUCAAAAGUCGUAUGUGUAUAACUCGAACCACGUGCAUUUAUAUAUUAAUGAAAAAAGAGCUGAGAUAUAUAUUUAUUGAUAUGUAGCUGAUAAUGAACGACGACGAACGACACGAUAUUAUAUAUGAGUACAUAGUGUGAAUAGAUAAGAAAGUUUUUAGGCUAUGCAUAAUAUGUAUGCUAUAUUAUACAUACGCGAAUAAAGCGCAUCGGAUUAUCAAACGCGGCCCUCGCGAUCGCGUUAUCUAUGUAUAGUACGUUGUGUACUGCGUAGGGCCUGAAAGGCUGGAUCUUUGGCUGGGCGAUACCGAAGGGUGCGAGUGUUUGGGGUAGUUUCGGUCGGCGAUAUGCGAUCAGCACCUAUAGUUGACGAUUAUUAUCAUCGACGGAAUUUCCGACCGUCAACUGAACUGUAAAAAAAGGUGACGAAACUGUUUGUUGCCGCAGUUUUAUUCACGCAUAAAGCGAGUGAUUUAUAGCGAGAAGGCUUACGCACGUGAAUCACAUUCGAAAAAUGUGUCAAUUUUUCUUUCGCCUCGAUUGAGUCGUGUCCCGCGCACGUCAUCAUCAGCUUCUCAUUCUUCUUUUUCUUUUUCACGCGAGAUGUGCAACGAUGUGAAUCGAAAGCGAAUGUCAUCGUACGAACAGUCAAAGAUACAAACGGUUCUCUCAGCGCUCGAAAGUAGUUAGAUCUCUGUGUGUAUUAUAAAUAAAGAUGCGAAUAAGCUGCAGAUAUAUAAAUAUAUAAAUAUAAAUAGAAGAGAAAACACUGUAUAGCGAAAAUAGCGCGAUGAAUAUGAGAAUAUUAUUAUUAUUAUUAAUAUUAUUAUUAUGAGUAUAGAGAAAAAAUAGGCGAAUCUAUAUGAUCGAAGUAAGCUCUCGAGAUUCGCAAUUUCUCGAGAACACACACAUCCGAGCGUUAUUAUUGUAAUAUCGUCAUCGUAACAAACACACAUAUAUUAGGAGAUGAAAAUGUUCAAAAAUAAAUAUAUUAUCGAUCGAAAA